Uranotaenia lowii is the source of this 548-nucleotide messenger RNA. RefSeq lists its product as uncharacterized. The transcript has 2 exons. The coding region runs from base 1 to 546 and encodes 181 amino acids. The record is from RefSeq and is a predicted model, not a curated record. NCBI's taxonomy places the organism in Eukaryota, Metazoa, Arthropoda, Insecta, Diptera, Culicidae.
AUGGUCCAACUUACUAGGAGCUUCGUUUUGGUAGCAGCAUUUUUUCACCUUUGCUGGGCUUCAAAAAUGGAACUCGAGCUUCAGAGAUUCCAACAAGUCGAGGGUCAAGAUUUCAUCAAUUGCCAGCUUCGUGUUAGAAAAUACAACCGAACUGCCCCCGUUUUGAAAGGUUCAAUGGAAUAUCUCGAGGAUAUGGACAAUAGUUACACAUUCGAAAUGCAAACCGCGUACAGCCCACUUGGCAACAAUCAGUUCAACGAGUAUCCCAUGAGUUUGAAAAGGCAAAACGUUUGUGACUUCCUCAAUACGACCUACCGAGAGUAUCAACAGUAUUGGAAAGACGGAACCGAUUGGAUUCAGGUGGGCCCUGAGGGUUUAUGUCCCUGGCCUAAGGGCAUCUACACCUUCUACGAUUAUCUCUAUACGGACACCAUUCCCAUCCCACCGGUCAUUCCGUCGGGCUUGUGGCGGCAAACAAUCCUGUUCAAAGGACCAAAUCGGCAGAAAGCUGUAAUUCGGUUUUACACAAAAGUUUGGUACAGGUAGAA